Dovyalis caffra is the source of this 483-nucleotide messenger RNA. Lineage: Eukaryota; Viridiplantae; Streptophyta; Magnoliopsida; Malpighiales; Salicaceae. The record is from the annotation of a GenBank genome assembly.
AUGGCGAAGGAGUACCACUAUUAUUCAUUGAAGUUGGCUCUUCUGGUUUCCUGUUCCCUACUUCUCCUUCCCUUCUCUUCUUUUUCUGUCCAGGCACUCAACAUUGGAGUUCAAGCAGCUGGUUCUGAUAUCUCCCUGGGCAAAGAUUGUAGUAGGAAAUGUGAGUCUGAGUUCUGUUCAGUGCCCCCAUUUUUGAGAUAUGGCAAGUAUUGUGGACUUCUAUACAGUGGAUGCCCAGGAGAGAAGCCUUGUGAUGGUCUUGAUGCUUGUUGUAUGAGGCAUGAUGCCUGUGUGCAAGCAAAGAACAAUGACUAUCUAAGUCAAGAAUGCAGUUCAAACUUCAUAAAUUGUAUGAACAAUUUCAAAGCUUUAGGUGAACAUACAUUCAAAGGAAACAAAUGCCAAGCUGAUGAAGUUAUUGAAGUUAUUUCUGUGGUCAUGGAAGCUGCUUUGCUUGCUGGAAGAGCACUUCAUAAGCCAUAG